GUUCGAAUCUUGCACAUAAUGAUUUGAUUUAUCAGUUAUUAAUUUUUACAUGUCCAAACUUUCAACCUGUAUUUGGGACAAAAAUCCUUCUCUAAUUGUUGGCACCAACAAGGCUCACGAAAUUGUCCGUGGGACCCACUAUAGUACGUGGCGGUUUAUCAUUGGUUGACUCCUUAAAUAAAGCGCUGUCCAAAUUACUUCCCGCGUAAAUUACAUGUAACGCCUUUUGAUUCAACAAAAUUCCUAAAAACCCCCCUCCCUUUCAGUUUCCCCAAAAUUACCAAAAUGCCUUCCUCCGACCGGAAACACCGCCGGAGCCCGAAAACCGCCCCUCUUCUACAGCAAAAGGACGCCGAUUCGGGACACUAUAACGGCGCUUCCUUCUCCGGCGCGGUUUUCAACCUCUCUACAACGAUUGUCGGCGCCGGAAUUAUGGCACUUCCGGCUACACUGAAACAGCUCGGUGCAAUUCCAGGUGUUGUUGUUAUUAUUCUCGCUGCGUUACUGACGGAGAAGUCGAUUGAGAUGUUGUUGAGGUUUACUAGAGCUUCUAAGUCCGCUUCCUAUUCUGGACUCGCCGGCGAUGCUUUUGGUGGCUUUGGACGUACAUUGUUGCAAGGUUGUAUCGUGAUUAACAAUCUCGGGACGCUUGUUGUUUACAUGAUCAUCAUUGGAGAUGUUUUAUCUGGGACAUCGUCAGAUGGGGUGCAUUAUUCUGGUGUGACGGAGGAAUGGUUUGGCCAACAUUGGUGGAAUUCACGCUCCAAUUUUCUGCUUCUUACAACGCUAUUUGUUUUUGCUCCUCUUAUUUCAUUCAAACGCGUUGAUUCAUUGAGAUACACAUCAGCUCUGUCAGUCGCUUUAGCUGUUGUAUUUGUGGUGAUAACUGCUGGAAUAGUCAUUGUUAAGUUCAUUAAUGGAAGCAUUGGGAUGCCCCGCUUGCUGCCUAAACUUGUUGAUCAGGCGUCCUUCUGGAAGCUUUUCACAACUGUUCCUGUACUUGUUACUGCUUAUAUUUGCCAUCACAAUAUACAUCCAAUAGAGAAUGAACUAAGAGAUGUCAGCCAGAUGAAGUCAAUAGUCCGUACUUCAAUUGUAUUAUGUUCAACUGUAUAUGUAGCCACCAGCUUUUUCGGAUUCCUUCUCUUUGGCGAUCACACGUUGGAUGAUGUACUCGCCAACUUUGAUGGUGAACUUGGGAUUCCUUACAGCUCAUUACUUAAUGAUGUGGUGCGAGUGAGCUAUGUGAUCCACGUGAUGCUCGUUUUCCCAAUCGUCUUCUUUUCCCUUCGUCUCAAUAUGGAUGGCCUCUUUUUCCCAUAUGCAAUUCCUAUUGCGUAUGAUAAUCGCAGAUUCUUUUCAGUUACAGCAGCUCUCAUGUGCUUCGUAUUUUUGGGAGCAAAUUGUGUACCUAGCAUCUGGGAUGCCUUCCAGUUUACUGGCGCCACAGCUACCGUCUCUGUUGGUUUCAUUUUCCCUGCUGCUAUUGUCCUUAGGGAUACACAUGGAAUUGCAACCAAGAGGGACAGGUUAGUGUCAUUGGUCAUGAUACUGUUAGCUGUUUCCUCAAGUACUGUAGCAAUCUGCAGUGACAUUUACAGCAUUUUCAAUAUUGGGAUUGAAGCUUAGAAGAGCGCGAAAAAUCUGUGGAUUCUUUGGCUAUUUAAGAUUCACGUCAGUUGGACUUCUAGUAAGUUAUAUGAUUCUUUGGUUCCUGAUUGACGCCCAGUUUAUUCAAGCAGAAUGUGAAUAUCAACUGGAAGAUACAUGAGAACGUGAUGCAGGGAUCGGUCUAUGUUCUGUACAGCAUAAAAAUUUGUCGUCUGCAAAACGUAAGAGGCAAUCUUUUUGGGGGGAGUAACAUUAUGAAAAUUGAGAGCGUUUGUAUCAAAUUCUUGUCAUCUUUUCCUGAUACAACCUUCAACUUUCACAUAGUUGUACUCUUAAAUUCUUGUCAACUUUUCUUGAUAUAACUUUCAACUCUCACAUAGUUUUAAUUUUUCAUUUAAAGAGAUGAUCUCAGAAGCUAAAGUUGUUUAUUA
This is a messenger RNA of Capsicum annuum, 2042 nucleotides long. Its product is annotated as amino acid transporter AVT6A. The transcript is spliced from 5 exons. Gene Ontology annotation, biological process: amino acid transmembrane transport. The record is from RefSeq and is a predicted model, not a curated record. Gene Ontology annotation, molecular function: amino acid transmembrane transporter activity. The coding region runs from base 286 to 1629 and encodes 447 amino acids. NCBI's taxonomy places the organism in Eukaryota, Viridiplantae, Streptophyta, Magnoliopsida, Solanales, Solanaceae.